CAUGGGUCUUGCCAACACUCGCCUCGUCCCUCACCCGCGCACGUAUCCUCCUGCUGAGUUCGACUUGCCUAUGUCCGCGGCGUCGAGAGUUUGAUCUCUCUCCACCCUCACCACCCGCCGCGUCUCCAUGCCAAGCGCCCACGUCCUGCCGGGUCCCUUACUUCCUGCGCCGUCCAUACUCCUUUUCCGUCCACUCUCAAAAACCCAAGUCAUCAGUUCCUUGAAACUCGUCCAGCCCACGCACGCACGGGAUGAGAAAUUGGAGGCUGGCGAAGGGAGCGCAGGCCAGCGGUAAUCCUUUCAGGUAUAGUCCGCGUCCAGGAACCUUGAUACUGGAUGAGCUGUUGUUGUGUUGGUCACAAAGGACCCUGCACUCGGAUCUCUCCAUCGCUAAAACCACCACCAACGGUUUCCGAUUUGCUGCUGCCUGUUGGCCACUGAUUGCCUGGACAUCCUUCCUCAAGAGUCACUCGUUAGAGCACGAUGUGUUGGUGCGGGCUAGUCCUACUCUUCCUUCGGCUCAUUGUGCUGUCGGUGUUUGUAGAGUACAUGAUUGUAAAUUGUACAUUGGAGAGGGGACCGCCGCGCGAUCUCUCGUGGCUUGUGGGGGCCGGUUGUACGCCGCUUUUGGCUCGCACGAGGACGGUCGAUUGCGUGAUGGGUCGUUGUCGUUCUGGGAGCCAUUGUCGGUUCCUAUCUAUAUAAGUUCAAGGUCAGGUGGCUAUGUGCUGGGACUGGUGGUGGGACGAAGCGGAAGAAAGAACGAAUGCUGCUUUCUGUUGUCUGGGGAAGUCUCGAUUCGACGGACGCGUUUAUAUGCUUACGUUACUCGAAACGCGCCUGUCAAUAGCAAUGACACUGUCAAAACCACCCGGGCGUUCGUGGGGAUCGAGUUCGAUUGAUACUGCGGCUGGCGGGCGUCGGGUUUUGUGGCCCUUCCAUUCCUUACCCGUCUCACCCUCCUACCAUCCCCCAUGAUGAAGAAACCAGAAGCCCAUGAGCGAUAUCCCAUGGUCCCCAAGGUUCCCAACCCUCGGUACUUUCCCUUCCUGACACGAAUCUACCGCCCUUGAUCCUCUAAUUUGUUUCUCUUCUCACCGAAAUUACAGUAAAAAGCUUGACCUCCGAAAUUCUAAAAUUCGAACAUGGGCGCCGACUCGCCGCA
Molecule: messenger RNA, 1165 nt
Organism: Fimicolochytrium jonesii
Lineage: Eukaryota; Fungi; Chytridiomycota; Chytridiomycetes; Spizellomycetales; Powellomycetaceae
Exons: 3
Coding region: 252-902 (216 amino acids)
Source: RefSeq, a predicted model, not a curated record